GAGAGAGAAAGAGUAAGAGAGAGAGGGUAUCCAUCCAUCCACGUCCUCUGUGUCGCGUCUUUUGUGUAUAAAUAGCAGAGAGCGAGCCAAUACCUGCUUUCAUUUAACAGAGAGCUCGUCCAGUGCCUUCACACUUUUCACUCACUGUAUAGAGUAGGGUUUUUCGUUAUCCCCUUUUAUCUUCUUCUCUCUUCACAACGUCCACGUUAUCGUAUUCUGGUUUUCAGUUAUAGAGAGAGAAACCCGGCGGAGAGAGACAGAUUGAUCAUGGACGCACACGCCGUGCAUUUGGCCUUGGCGGCGCUCGUCGGAGCCUCCGUCGUGGCCGUGUCGGCGUACUACAUGCACCGCAAGACGCUCGCGCAGCUGCUGGAGUUCGCGCGGACGGUCGAGCGUGAGGCCGAGGGCGGCGGCGGUUCGGACGCCGAAUCACCGCCGGCGCAUUUGAAGAAGCGCCGUGGAACCUCGAGGAGGAGGGGAAACGGAGGGUACAGGCGCGGCUCGGCGUCGUUGCCUGACGUCACCUUGAUCUCCGGCGGCUUUGACGGAGACGAGAAGCGGAACGGACAGGUGCACGUCGAUGGGAUUCCGCCGGGGCUGCCGCGGCUGCACACGCUCCGUGAAGGAAAAUCGACACAAUCUGGUUCCUUUAAGAGAAGCCUUUUAAGACCAACUUCUCCAAAGUCCCCUGUUGCAAGUGCUAGUGCCUUUGAAAGUGUAGAAGAAUCAGAUGACGAAGAUAACAUGACAGACAAAGAUAAAUUGGAUACUGCAUAUCUGCACACAAAUGGGAAUGUUGGGCCAGAAGGUAAAAUCCCGUUUGAGACUUUACCUAAUCAUGUUAAUGCUAAUGGAGAGCAGAUGGCAAUUGCUCCAAGUAUGAUCCGUUCUCAUAGUGUUUCCGGUGACCUGCAUGGUGUGCAGCCUGAUCCAAUAGCAGCUGACAUUCUGAGGAAAGAGCCAGAGCAUGAAACUUUCACAAGAUUGAAAAUUACUCCUAUUGAGACUCCAUCACCUGAUGAAGUUGAAGCUUAUGUGGUUCUUCAAGAAUGCCUUGAAAUGAGAAAACGAUAUAUUUUUAGAGAAGCCAUUGCUCCUUGGGAUAAAGAAGUUAUAUCUGACCCCAGUACACCCAAGCCUAACCCAGAUCCAUUUUUGUACACUUCUGAAGGAAAGUCUGACCAUUACUUUGAAAUGCAAGAUGGGGUUAUUCAUGUAUAUCCAAACAGAGAAGAAAACGAAGAGCUUUUUCCUGUUGCUGAUGCAACUACAUUUUUCACUGAUCUUCAUCACAUACUUCGAGUCAUAGCAGCAGGGAAUAUAAGAACUUUAUGCCAUCACAGGCUCAAUCUUCUAGAACAAAAAUUCAAUCUUCAUUUGAUGCUAAAUGCGGAUAGAGAAUUUCUUGCUCAGAAAAGUGCUCCACAUCGGGACUUCUAUAAUGUUAGAAAAGUUGAUACUCAUGUCCACCAUUCAGCAUGCAUGAAUCAGAAGCAUCUUUUAAGAUUCAUAAAGUCAAAGCUGAGAAAAGAGCCUGACGAGGUUGUAAUAUUUCGUGAUGGGACAUAUCUAACCUUGAAGGAGGUCUUCAAGAGUUUGGAUUUAACUGGGUAUGAUCUCAAUGUUGACCUUUUGGACGUUCACGCUGACAAGAGCACUUUUCAUCGCUUUGAUAAGUUUAAUCUUAAAUACAAUCCUUGUGGUCAAAGUAGGCUCAGGGAGAUAUUUCUAAAACAGGAUAAUCUCAUUCAAGGUCGUUUUCUUGGUGAGGUGACUAAGCAAGUGUUUUCGGAUCUUGCUGCCAGUAAAUAUCAGAUGGCCGAAUAUAGAAUAUCAAUAUAUGGUAGGAAGCAAAGUGAAUGGGACCAACUAGCCAGUUGGAUAGUUAAUAAUGAUUUGUACAGUGAGAAUGUUGUUUGGUUGAUUCAGCUUCCGCGGUUGUACAAUGUGUACAAAGAAAUGGGAAUUGUGACAUCAUUCCAGAACAUGCUUGACAAUAUUUUUAUUCCACUUUUUGAGGUUACUGUCGACCCAGAUUCACAUCCACAGCUGCAUGUUUUCUUGAAACAGGUUGUUGGGUUGGAUUUGGUGGAUGAUGAAAGCAAACCUGAAAGACGGCCCACAAAACACAUGCCUACACCUGAACAAUGGACUAAUGUGUUCAAUCCGGCUUUUUCAUACUAUGUCUAUUACUGUUAUGCAAAUCUUUACACCUUAAACAAGCUUCGUGAAUCAAAGGGAAUGACAACAAUCAAAUUCCGCCCACACUCUGGAGAGGCUGGUGAUAUCGACCAUCUUGCAGCAACUUUUCUCACUGCUCACAACAUUGCUCAUGGAAUCAAUUUGAAAAAAUCUCCUGUGCUUCAAUAUUUAUAUUAUUUAGCCCAGAUUGGGCUGGCAAUGUCUCCUUUGAGCAAUAACUCCCUAUUCUUAGACUACCAUCGGAAUCCUUUUCCCAUGUUCUUCUUACGGGGUCUGAAUGUGUCGCUUUCUACUGAUGAUCCUCUCCAAAUUCACUUGACCAAGGAACCAUUGGUUGAAGAAUAUAGUAUAGCUGCUUCUGUGUGGAAGUUGAGCUCCUGUGAUUUAUGUGAGAUAGCCCGGAAUUCGGUAUAUCAAUCAGGUUUUUCACAUGCUUUAAAGUCACAUUGGAUUGGUAAGGAGUACUACAAGAGAGGGCCAAAUGGAAAUGAUAUUCAGAGAACAAACGUUCCUCACAUACGGUUGGAAUUCCGUGAUACGAUUUGGAAGGAGGAGAUGCAACAGGUUUAUCUGGGCAAAGCAAUCAUUCCUGAAGAAGUAGAGAAAUAAGAUAUGAGAGGCAGGGUAUGUAGAAAACUCAAACCCAUGUUGCAUCAGAGAUAUUCUAAAGCCGAAGACAUUAUAACACUGGUCGGAUGAUACGAACCAGAUACAUACUAUAGAGAAUCAUCAAUAUGGCUGAGCUUGAGCAUCGAGCAAUGUUUACAGCUACAAGUCAACGGACCCCUGCGAAUUUUUUUGCUUGUAUGAUUUUGGGUUAGUAAUAAAUGCAUGCUUCAAGCAAGUUCGUGCCUGUUUGUGUUAGAAUGUAAGCUAUGAUCCUUGGAAAGGGGGACAUUCAUCUCCCAAAAUUUUGAUUCGCAAUGUUUAUCCAUAUAUAUAGUGCACUCCAGCUGAAACUUGAAGGACGGUUUCCCAUUUCCUUUUAUCUUAACAUAAUCAUUUACAAUACGAUGGUAGAUCUAUAUAUAA
Vigna angularis (adzuki bean) is the source of this 3234-nucleotide messenger RNA. RefSeq names its product AMP deaminase. The record is from RefSeq and is a predicted model, not a curated record. The transcript has 19 exons. Lineage: Eukaryota; Viridiplantae; Streptophyta; Magnoliopsida; Fabales; Fabaceae. Gene Ontology annotation, cellular component: cytosol. Gene Ontology annotation, molecular function: AMP deaminase activity. Bases 268 to 2811 code for a protein of 847 amino acids. Gene Ontology annotation, biological process: IMP salvage; AMP metabolic process.